Messenger RNA from Hyalella azteca, 1332 nucleotides. RefSeq names its product 18S rRNA aminocarboxypropyltransferase. NCBI's taxonomy places the organism in Eukaryota, Metazoa, Arthropoda, Malacostraca, Amphipoda, Hyalellidae. The transcript has 6 exons. The coding region runs from base 149 to 1279 and encodes 376 amino acids. Gene Ontology annotation, biological process: maturation of SSU-rRNA. Gene Ontology annotation, molecular function: rRNA small subunit aminocarboxypropyltransferase activity. The record is from RefSeq and is a predicted model, not a curated record.
AGCAGUUGGCCAGUUGCCAAGUGAGGAGAUAUUUUUCACUGGUCAUAGUUAUAGAACAUCAUUACUUAUAUAAUUUAUGUUCAGUGUGUGUGUGGUCUGAAUUUUUGUACAGGUUAGUGAAGUUCUCUUUAGGAAUAAUAUAACCAAAAUGGGGCGUAACCGUGGUGGUCGUGGUAGUGGACAAAGAGGUUCAUCAUCAACAGCUGCCAGAACACAGACUCGCCAAAGUAGAGGAAGACGUCAAACUACUAACCGAAGGGAACAUGAUGGUGAUUUGGAGGAACGCUUCUACUCACAAAUGAAUUUGUCUGAGGAGAAGGCUGAGGGCUGUUUUGAAAAAACAAAGAAAUCCAAAAAGAAACAUGAGGUUGUAUCCUCAGAUACAGAAGCCACAGAUACAGCCAGUGAGACUGAAGAAAACCGACUUGAUGAAAUUAGUGAGCACACUGAAAGAACAGCUUCUGCUAGUUACGUUCCUGAAUCAACUGCUGUUACACAGUCUUGUAAGUCUGAACAGCGUGAAAGUGAUCAAUCUGAAGAGGAAAGUGACUCCAAUGAGUCGGAAGGAGAAACUGACUCCAGUGAAGAAGAGGAAGAAUUUAGCAUAUCAUAUAAAGUAGCUAUGUGGGAUCUAGGCCACUGUGAUCCUAAGAAAUGCUCCGGGAGGAAACUUACUAGAAUGAAUCUUGUUAAACUUUUAAAACUAGGGCAAAUGUUUCCUGGGAUUGUUUUAACCCCUGUUGGGUCCAGAGUGGUGUCGCCUACUGACCGGAAGGAGCUCCUGCAACACGGUGCUGCCGUCGUGGACUGCUCCUGGGCACGUCUUGCAGACACACCCUUCAAGAGGAUGAAGGCUGGGCACCCUCGUCUGUUGCCUUUUCUUGUGGCCGCCAACCCCAUAAACUACGGACGGCCUUGCAAACUCUCCUGUGUUGAGGCACUUGCGGCUACCAUGUACAUUUGUGGAGACCAGAGUGCAGCCGAGUAUUACUUAGGAAAAUUCAGCUGGGGCCACUCAUUCAUUUCGCUGAACAAGGAGCUGCUUGAUCGCUACGCUGCGUGCAAAGACAGCGCUGAAGUCAUAGCAGCUCAGAGCGCCUACCUCGAGCAAGCUGAGCAUGAAGCCACAGCAAGACGUCGUUGCGUCGACAUGCCUCCAAAAAUAGACUCUGAAGAAGAAGAAGACGAGCAAGAAGUUUCCAAAGAAUCUUUAACCUCCAUAAAUAAAUCUAAUAUUGACGAACGUUCAACCGCUGCGUGCGGAUCAUCGGCAGUUUGAGGGAGAAGUUCAUAAGUAGCGAAUCGUCCGUUUUGAAAUAAACGUGUUUAAAG